AUGACCGUGUCGUAUAACUCGGCCGUAUCUUCCGUUAAUACGUUCACAUUUUUUCGUCUUCUGUUACGUUGGAGAGGAUCGAUAUGGAAAUCGAUAUCGGGCGAGUUGCUGCUGUGGAUCGUUUGCUACUAUAUUGUAUUUGCAAUUUAUCGAUAUGUGUUGAAUUCUCAAGCCCAAAGGAAUUUCGAACGCAUAGCCGACUACUGUAACGAGCACGUUGCUUGCAUUCCGCUAACAUUUUUGUUGGGAUUUUUCGUUUCAAUCAUCGUCCGUCGAUGGCGAGACAUCUUCGCGAAUAUGGGUUGGAUAGAAAAGUGA
Molecule: messenger RNA, 318 nt
Organism: Ostertagia ostertagi
Lineage: Eukaryota; Metazoa; Nematoda; Chromadorea; Rhabditida; Trichostrongylidae
Source: the annotation of a GenBank genome assembly